Molecule: messenger RNA, 360 nt
Organism: Vicia faba (fava bean)
Lineage: Eukaryota; Viridiplantae; Streptophyta; Magnoliopsida; Fabales; Fabaceae
Source: the annotation of a GenBank genome assembly
AUGACCUCUUCCAGUAGCACACAACCACAACUUCCACAGCAACCUCAAGUUCAACAGCAGCAACCUCUUCACAUUCAAGUGGUACAGGCACAAGAUUCAGUGGUAGGACAAGCAGUGAGAUGGAUAUUCAUGAUUCUUUUCUGCAUGCAACUGUUCUUGAUUUCAGCCUUAGUGAUUUUCAUCACCAGUGUAUGGAAUUGGAGGCGCGAGAGGAAACAGAACCACACAAGCAGACAUAUACAUCUUACUGAUCAUUCUGAGCCUUGGAUGGACUAUGCAGGUUAUGAAGAAUGCAAUGCGGGUAACAAUUUCAUGGGUCCAGUAUACACGUUCUACAGACCAUAUUGGCAUGAACACUAG